AUGACACUAUCUCUCAAUCUUGUUCAUCAUUUCAGUCACCUUACACUAGCGAUCCUGUUAUUGUCACUCUGCCUCCUAAUCGCCGAUGGCCAAGUCGUGUCUCUGGGCAAGUGCCCGUAUAUGCCCGUGGUAGCAGACUUCAAUCCAAGUGCCUUCCUUGGUCUGUGGUAUGAGCAGAGAAAAUAUCCUAACCUGUUUCAAAUCGGAGGAAAAUGUAACACAGCUGAGUACAGCAUGAAACACGACGGAACAUUAUCCAUCAUAAAUCGACACGAGAACAAGCUCACUGGAAUUGAAACCGGAGAGCACGGAUAUGGUAGAAUGCUGUUUCCUGGAAAGCUAAAAGUUAGAUUCCCACAACCAUGGAAAAGUGACGCCCCUUACUUCAUCAUCGGAACCGACUACAGCAAUUAUGCUGUGGUAGUUACCUGCAGUGAGUACGGUCUCGUAAACGGAAAAAUUGCAUGGAUCCUAACCAGGCAUCGCUACCCGAGUCAGAAAGUUAUGCAUAAGGCCUAUACAGAAAUGGAACAUGCAAACCUAUCGGUAGCGUUCCUGAAGAAAACCGACCAGAAUCAUUGCCAUCCCGUGGGGCAACCGUUGGACAAUUUUAUCAAAAAAAACGUAGAGGGAUAA
Molecule: messenger RNA, 636 nt
Organism: Ochlerotatus camptorhynchus
Lineage: Eukaryota; Metazoa; Arthropoda; Insecta; Diptera; Culicidae
Product: apolipoprotein D-like
Exons: 4
Coding region: 1-636 (211 amino acids)
Biological process (GO): response to reactive oxygen species; lipid metabolic process
Cellular component (GO): cytoplasm
Molecular function (GO): pigment binding
Source: RefSeq, a predicted model, not a curated record